AAACGUCGUUUGUAGGAAGAAGAAGCCGAUUCUGGAAGCCAUUACGCUGCGCUCAUAAAGUAAGCAAAUCCCACUAUUUUUGCGUACAUUACGCACAUUUACCUCUGUCAGGAGGAUUUUCUGCGGCUAUGGCUUCAGCCGCCAAGAAGAGGAAGAUGAAUUUCUCGGAGCGGGAGGUGGAGAUCAUCGUGGAGGAAAUAGAGAAACAGAAGCAGACCCUGGUGAGCCACUUCAACGCCGGAGUCAGUCACAUGGCCAAGAACAACGCCUGGAUGGACAUCCUGAGGAAGGUGAACGCCGUCACCACCUGUCCCAGAGAGCUGCCCGAGGUCAAGAAGAAGUGGUCCGACAUGAAGACCGAGGUCCGCAGGAAGGUGGCCCAGGCCCGGGCCGCCAUCGAGGGCACGGCCGCGGACUGCGCUCCUGUCCCGGUCAUCCUCACCGCCAUGCAGCAGCGGAUCUGCAACCUGCUGGGAGAGGCGACCAUCAUCAGCCUGCCUGCCGGGGAGCAGGAUGCGGAGCUCGGCCUCCCGGUGAGCGCAGCGACCGCUGUCAGCCUGGCUGAAGCUCUUCCAGGAGCUCCAGAAACCGUCUGUGAGGACCCCAAAGCACUGACCCCUGAAGCGACCUACCACUCCCUGGAGGACGGAAGCGGGGUGGAGUUCUGCACCACCAUCGUUGGUGACUCCGCCUCCACCGUGGUGGCCACCGUCGAAGCUCCUGUGGAGAUGCUGGCCUCUUCUUUGGCCUCCCCGCCGCCGCCCCCCCAGCCUAAACCCCAGGAACUGAAGAGCCGCAUCGCCCUGAACUCCGCCCGCCUCCUGCAGGAGCAGAGGGUGACCAACGUGCACAUCCGACAGAUCGCCCAGCACCUGGAGGGACAGAACGAGCAGCUGCAGAUGGUGCGGCGCUGGCAGGAGGCCCAGGCGCUGGCUCAGGAGCGGCAGGCUCAGGCGCUGGAAGGGACUCAGGCGGCUCUGCUGGCGCUGGUCCAGAUGCUGCGUCCGGCGCUCAAAGACCUGAGGAAGUUCCUGCAGAGCGGGGCGGAGGCGGUGACCGGCGGCUCGGCGGCAGGAGCGUCGGGAACUUCGGGAGCGUCUGGAACGCUCGCUGAUGGAGCAGCAGCAGAGGAGCAGAACAAAUGUAAAAGUCCUCCUCCUGCUCCGCAGCAGAGCCAGGAGGCGGAGGAGGCGCCCACAGAAACUCAGCAGGAGAUGCCUUAAU
This is a messenger RNA of Cyprinodon variegatus (sheepshead minnow), 1224 nucleotides long. RefSeq names its product nuclear apoptosis inducing factor 1 (gene naif1). Gene Ontology annotation, cellular component: nucleus. The transcript is spliced from 3 exons. Bases 129 to 1223 code for a protein of 364 amino acids. NCBI's taxonomy places the organism in Eukaryota, Metazoa, Chordata, Actinopteri, Cyprinodontiformes, Cyprinodontidae. The record is from RefSeq and is a predicted model, not a curated record.